GUAUUUAGUGUCAUUGGUAGAGGUAAUUGGGUCAGUGGUAAGGGUAAGGUAAAACGAAAGUAGUAUACGCCGAGCUUCAGCAGAGCUGGAGCCGUGUUUCGGCCCUGCCUCCCUAUUUUACAUAGGCUACACACAACAGCAGUCAUACCUGAGAUCAUUAUCCACCUCCUGUCUUCUGGAGCGCACCUGUGAGGGAGCGGCGACACCCGGAUUUACGCGAUGCCCAAAGAGUAUAGCAGAUGGCUUAACUAAUUUACGAAAGACAGGCACGAAGUCGUCGACAUUUUUUUGUUACAUCGCACCAUGUCAAAAUCGUCUGAUCAGUUUGACAACUCAGAUUGCGUGUGUUCUUACGGAAUGAAGCUAACUUGGGACAUCAACGACCCCAAACUUCCACAGGAUACGAAGCAGUACGAUGCGUUUCAGGAGUGGACAGAUGGUUAUGUUCGGUACAUAUACAGUGCCGAAGACAAAAACGCGCAACGCCACUUGAGCGGCUGGGCCAUGCGCAACACCAACAACCACAACUGUCAAAUCCUGAAGAAGUCGUGCUUGGGCGUCGUGGUUUGCUCCAGAAACUGCACACUGGGAGACGGCACGAAACUACAACUGCGGCCUGCCAUUUGUGAUAAAGCCCGUCAGAAGCAGCAAAAAAAGCUUUGUCCAAACUGCAGCUCGGCUCUGGAGCUGGUCCCGUGUCGCGGCCACAGCGGUUAUCCAGUCACCAACUUCUGGAGAGUGGACGGGAAGGCCAUAUUUUUUCAGGCUAAAGGCGUUCAUGAUCAUCCACGACCCGAGAGCAAGUCGGAAACGGAGGCGAGGAGAAGCGCAGUAAAGAGAAGAAUGGCUUCCCCUCACUUUUCACAGAAAAGGAGACUUGUAGAACCAGAGCCUGGCCGCUACCACGAUAUGCCCUUUCCGAACAUCCACCAACUCACUAUGGAGACCCCAGAUCGCUUUAGCAUCAUUGCUGAAUCCAAUUUUCCAAUCCAGCCACAGCACUAUACAUCCUUUCAGAACACAGAGCCUUACAAGUUUCCCUAUGACACACAUGGUCCAACAGCCAUGACUGAUGCUGCAAGCCCUCUUCAGAAGCCUUCCAACCAUCGCCUGUACAUGGCAAGACCCCCGUGUGGAUAUGACUUUGCAGUCCCAGGCUACCUCAGUUCUGCACCCUACCCAACAUCACUGUAUAAAGACCCUGCAAGCCCUCACAAUGAGUCCGAACUCAAUAAAAGUUGUUCUGGGCUGAGUGGGAUGCCUCACACAACCAGCUCACUCCCAAACCAUGAGCGUUCUUAUUCAGAUUCCACCACCAAGCACCACAGCUGGAAGCAAAUCCUGGGCAAAGGGCCAUAUGGGGAGAGAGGAGAAUACCCACAGCUUCCUACCAAUACCAAUCACUAUUACAACACUGAAUAUCCAUGCAGGUACACAGGACCCACUCCAACUACUCCGACAGCUCUGCAGACAAUUAUUACCACCACUACCAAAGUGUCUUACCAGCCCUGUCCUAAACCAUCUGUGGUAAAAUAUGGUGACAGUCUCUAUGAUAUGAAGGGUCUGUCAAACUGUAACUCUCUCCUGGAAGAGGCCUCACCAAACUCCUACUCAGACCUUAAAAUCCCAGAGGAUUCAAGUGUCAUAAAAACAGCCCUGUCUUACCAGGAUGUGGUCCCCACAAAAAUUGAGAGAACUGAAAACUUUGAAGGAUACCGCUACAGCAGCUACACGUCCAACAGCUGCCCUGAGAGACUAGCACAUCCAUACAGGUAUGACAGUGGAGAGUAUUGAUUUAUUACUUCAGCACAAAUAAUCAGAAGACAAGAUGGAAUAAAGGAAAAAAAAAGACUAUGGUGCUGAUAAUGCGAGAAAGCUAAAGAAGACAUGGGUAAAAUGGUUAUCAUACUUUUCUUCAAUGUUUAUAUGCAUACUGUAGCUAUUUAUAAAUAGUAUUCCAACUUUUAGAUAUUUGUGUAGAUACCUGAUCCACAUUUGAUCAAAUGUGCAACACAAAACAUUUCAUGACACUGCCAUUUAUCCAUAUGUAAAAUGAUGAAUAAAAAUGCAUUUUGUAUGUUUGUAAAUUAUGAGUAGAGUCCUACAAGAAUCACAGUUAUGGUUUUGGUGUUGUAAAAAAAAGAAAAGAAAAAAAAAUUAUAAUUUGAACUCAAAUUAAAUGUGACACGACAUGAUCUAUAAUUAAAGCCUUAAAAUAA
Clarias gariepinus (North African catfish) is the source of this 2219-nucleotide messenger RNA. It is a transcript of the gene gcm2, whose product is annotated as glial cells missing transcription factor 2. Gene Ontology annotation, biological process: gliogenesis; regulation of transcription by RNA polymerase II. The transcript has 6 exons. Gene Ontology annotation, molecular function: RNA polymerase II cis-regulatory region sequence-specific DNA binding; DNA-binding transcription activator activity, RNA polymerase II-specific. The coding region runs from base 304 to 1794 and encodes 496 amino acids. The record is from RefSeq and is a predicted model, not a curated record. Gene Ontology annotation, cellular component: nucleus. Lineage: Eukaryota; Metazoa; Chordata; Actinopteri; Siluriformes; Clariidae.